CCAUUUCCCCGCCUGCCCCCUUCCAUUUUCCCUUCUCACUCCCCCCUUCUCCGUACGAAGAACUUAUUACUCUCUCCUCGUACGAAGAUGCCUAUUUAUUACCAGCCUAUUAUCUGCAAAGAGAGUGGCCUCUCUCAUACUGAAAUUCGGCAACAGGCCCCAAAUCUGCCGCGCUGUGGGUGGUGCGGAACACGCUGGGCAAGCGCACUUGAGAUACCGGACGAUGAACAGAGUCGUACAGCUGAAACUCAGGGAGGCGAGCCUGGUCCUUCUCGUCGUACGGCUAUAUCUAGCCAGUCUUCAAACCCCCCAGCCCAGUUUAUCGCAGGGUCAAAUAGGACCCGUGAUAGCAACUUUCCAGCAAAUAUCCCUCGUACGACAAAACCACCUCUUGGCGUUGAUAUUGAGCUCAGCGUCUGGGAAGUUGUCCGAUAUUAACAAGUCGAGCAAACAUGGGAGCCAGUCGAGUGGAAGCACCGUGGUUCGCUACUGGGGGUUCCAAAACUUCGUCUGGCGAUCCCAGCAGGAGACAUUGAUCCGAGAUUGGCUAGAAACCUUCGUACGACCUGCAAUUUCAGUAAUUGAGGCAAAUUGGCAACGCUCCCCCGGCCAGCUCGUGAAGAAGUGCUCACCAAUGAAGGCGGUUCACCUACCGGAUACCUGUCGUACGAUUCAUGACCUCUUCGGAGAAAAUGGAGCAAUCCCGGCAAAACCAAACAGGCAAUUGAAGCUAUAUCUCUAUGUCCCUAGUACGACUGAUCCUUCUAAGCUUGCUCAGGAACAGCUAAGCCGAACUCCUCGUACGAAGCGAAGAAGACAAUCAUCUAUUGCAAUUAAGGAAGAAGACCAGGAUACUCUUGAACUAAUCCAAAUUACAAACUUUACGUCCCGUACGCCUAAAAGACCAGCCAAAACUCGUCGUACGGCUACCCAGGAACAAGACCAAGAAGAAGAACAAGAAGAAGAUCGGCGUACGGAGAAGGAAGAUAACCUUCGUACGGAAGAGGAGGAACCGUGAGACACGACGGGAAUCUCAUCUUCCUCGUCGUACAAAGCAGAAUUGAAGACCUCACCAAUAUCUGGAGAUAAUGCCUG
Messenger RNA from Microdochium trichocladiopsis, 1095 nucleotides. RefSeq lists its product as uncharacterized. The record is from RefSeq and is a predicted model, not a curated record. Lineage: Eukaryota; Fungi; Ascomycota; Sordariomycetes; Xylariales; Microdochiaceae. The transcript is spliced from 4 exons. Bases 224 to 1018 code for a protein of 264 amino acids.